AUGGACGGUAAUUACACAGUUUUGGUGACCGGCUACCGCAUUACAGUUUACUGCCACCUCAUGAAUGAAACACUGCCAAAAACAUACAUAAAUCUGAAUAGUGAAACGAAUUUUGCUGAAAUCUACGGAAAAAGACUUCUGUACCCAUUCACGUGUCCUCACAAUGGGCAGCGUAAUGAUACGUGCAUGUGUACGGAUGAUGGCAGUGCAAGUGCUGGAUUUUCGAGUUUUUCAAAAGUUCGCGUGGAUCUUCACAAUAUGAAAAUAAACAUUCACGACCACACGUUUUCAACGACGUCGCAUGGCGAGCCAGUGGCGUUUGCAACGGCCGGUGACUGCUACAGUGCCGUGGACUGCCCGCAGGGUCGAUUUGGUAUUGAUUUACGAGGAACGGGUCUCCGAGUGGUGGAUGACCUUCGCUGGGUUGAUCAAGGACACCGGACCAGUUCGAGGAUUGAACGCUCUGAUGUAUGCUUCAUUGUUACAGUUUUAAAAAGUGCGCUAAACUCGGGGUCUCUGGAAAUUCUGGGCAAAUGGAAUGUCUUGAUAUAA
Messenger RNA from Gongylonema pulchrum, 552 nucleotides. The record is from the annotation of a GenBank genome assembly. Lineage: Eukaryota; Metazoa; Nematoda; Chromadorea; Rhabditida; Gongylonematidae.